Messenger RNA from Stylophora pistillata, 4935 nucleotides. RefSeq lists its product as uncharacterized. The record is from RefSeq and is a predicted model, not a curated record. NCBI's taxonomy places the organism in Eukaryota, Metazoa, Cnidaria, Anthozoa, Scleractinia, Pocilloporidae. Gene Ontology annotation, biological process: Golgi organization. Gene Ontology annotation, cellular component: endoplasmic reticulum exit site; ER to Golgi transport vesicle membrane.
AAUUGAUUAGCAUAUCUGUAGGAAAGUUUGUAUCUUCGAGAACUUUGUUGGACUCACCAAACUUCAUUCCACGUUGUUGCACUGUUAAACUGAUGUUUCCCUUGGUCCAUCGGUGAUCUCUGGCUUCGUCCCGUCGGGAGGAAGUCCCAGAACUCCGUAAUGGAUUAGGGGAUCUCAUAGGUGCGAGAAAUCCUAGCUUGAGCACCGUGAAUUCGUUCUACACAUUCGUCGCUCUAGUAGUUUCUACCUCUAAAGAAUUACUGAGGUCAGCCUAUAACAUGGCACAGAUUCCAGGCGUUUUUAAUGCCGCUCAAUAUUUUGGUGGUUCUAGCCAGAAUAAAGGUCAACAAGACUCAUUUUGGAACCACCAAUCAAGCAGUGAAAAUCAUUUCACAGGAUCAGAAGCUCUGCAAAACUCUUCUGAAGUAGCAACAUCUCUACCAGGGAACGUGGAUCCUUUUAUGAGUAGUACACAGAAUGAAUUUGAUGGUUGGGAUGAGUGGCCAGUUGAAUUAGAUGUAUUGCUUGGCAAUACUAUCGCCCAUCAUUAUGAUUCGGAAAACAUGGAGGGUUAUAGUGAUUCUCAACUUGUUGUUCCUCCACACUACAAGGACGAGUUGACAGGGAGUACUACUUCAUCCUCACAGUCAUCUCCAGCCAUAAUGGAUAACAAUCAUGAUCAAAGUACAUGGGUUGAGGAAGAAACCUCCCCAUACAGUUACCCAAAAGUCGCAAAUAUUGUUAAUCAGUCUAUGACUCCACAAAUGGAUUCUUCACAAAGAUCAUCCUCUGGGGCUGACUUUUUUGAUUCCUUUCAACCUGAUGCAGCGGUGCAGAGAAGCUUUCCCGAGGGAAAUCAACAUGACAGGAACAAUUUGACCACCACAGAAUCACCUGUACCAAGAAUGGAUCAUGCAGGGGUUGGGGAACAAAACACCACAUAUACAUAUUCAGAAUAUCCUCGGCUUAUAACACCACAGACUGCAUCACAGCAGAAUUCUGCAAUUGACUGGUUCAACCAGCCUGAUGGGUCUGCUCAGAUGGGCUCCUAUCACCAAGAUAGUUCCUCUAGUGCCCCUCCUUUGAUGAAUCAGCAAUGCAAUAGUGAACCUUACCCACAGAUUUGGAGCCAAGAACCUGAAUUAAGCAGCUGGUUCAACCAAGAAGAUGAUGUUCCUGCCUCAGCACCUUUGCAAAAUCUUGGAGAGCCUCAAGACAUGGGAGAUAGCAUACUGGCCCCAAAUACAAGUGUUGAGCACAAUGGAGUUUUCUCACCUGCUACCUUAAUGAAUACUUCCUCUGAAUUAACUGAGCCAAGCCAGGAAAUUGAGAAAACACGACUGCAGUCUUCAGGCCAGGUUCCUUUAAAAGAACUUCCAUUUGGCUUUGUUGAACCAAGUGCAGCUGUUGAACCAAUGCAACAUUGUCCACCAUUGUGUCAAGCUCCGCCAAUGCAGCAGGGUCCACCAAUGCAGCAGGGUCCACCAAUGCAGCAGGGUCCACCAAUGGAGCAAGCUCCAUCAAUGCAGCAAUAUCCACCAAUGCAGCACGGUCCACCAAUGCAGGAAGGUCCACCAAUGCAACAAGGUUUACUAAUGCAGCCAGGUUUGCCCAGGGAGCAAGUUUUUUCAAUGCAGCAAGCUCCACCAAUACUGCAAGCUCCACCAAUACUGCAAGCUCCACCAAUGCAGCGAGCUCUACCAAUGCAGAAAGAUUCAUCAGUGCAGUAUACUCCACCAUUGCAGGAAGCUCCAUCAAUGCUGCAAGCACCACCUAUGCAGCAAACUCUACCAAUGCAGCAAGCCCCACCAAUGCAGGAAGCUCUACCAAUGCAGCAAGCUCCGCUAAUGCAGCAAGCUACACAAGUGGAGCAAACUCCACAGAUGGAUUCUUGUUCUUCAGAAGGGACACAAUCAACUCAGAAAGAGCCAGAUGCAAAAGUGAAUUCUUUAGACCUCGAGGUAUCUGCAAAGGAAUCCUCAAGCCUUGAAGAACACUUGUUUGCAGAACCGGACAGUCCUCGUGAUGUAUUUCAGGCUGCUUUUCUCCAGAAGCAGCUGGCUGGGAAGGCACCUGCUUCUUCGCCUCGGACUUCUUUGUGGAUGAAUAGUGCUCAUCUGCCAACACCCUGUGUUCUAGCUCCUGCUGCAGUGGCUUCAACUGACUCAUCUGAGCCACAUGGAAAUGAAAGAUCUUAUUCACCUGAAAAACAGCUGAUACCUCCAACAGGACAAAUGCAGCAAAGAGACCUUUCACCCGCAUUGCAGCAACUGCCACCACCCACAAAUGUUCCACCUGAUGUUAUUCAACAAUCACAUCCAGUUCUACCUCCUAAAAGUCCAGAGUCAAUCAUGCCACAUGUGUUGGCGACAUCCAAUGGUCUUGAUCAGAGAAUGGCACCUCCUUUGCCAGCUGCUCCUCCAACUCAUGUUGGUAGGGAGUCUGUCACCUACCCUUAUGUAAAUCGACAACCAGAUGUCCAGCCAUGUGCAGCUGAUGUUUCCUUCAAUGCUCCCAGUGGUCUUGAUCAAAGAAGGUCACCACCUCUCUCUUCUGAUUUGUCUGCUUAUGUUGGUGGGGAGUCUGUCCCUGACCCUAAAGUAAAUCACCAACCAGAUAUCCAGCCACAUACAGCUGAAGUUUCCUACAUUGUUUCAAGGAGUCAUGAUCAAGGAAUGGCACCAUCUGAACAUAUGGCUCCACCUCAUUUGGGUGAGGAGUUUGUCCCCCACCGUAGUGUAAAUCACCAACCAGAUAUCCAGCCAUUUACUACUGAUGUUUCCGGCAGUACUUCUGAUGGUCAUGAUCAAAGAGUAGCAGCACCUGAGCCUGCUGCUCCUCCAGCUCAUCUUGGUGUGGAUCCUGUUCUUCACUCUAGAGUAAAUCACCAACCAGAUCUCCAGCCACAGGAUGCCAAAGAUGUCUUUCCAACUCUAAGUGACAAUGUUAACCAGCAAGUUACAUUAAACCCCAAUGAAUUACCCAGAAGCACUGCAGAACAACCCUCAGGGCCACACCAUGGGUCCAUGGCUCUACCACCUGAAAUGUCAAAAACAACAUCAUAUUCUGCACAGGAACAAAUUAUGCAACCUCCCAAGGUUGAAGCAAAACCAGAACCAACACCAAUGUCAUUGGCAUCUUUGCUUCAGGGGGGGAAGAAGCAACCUAAGAAGAAAGAAUCUGAUGUGGAUAAGAGUUCUCAGAGUCCAGUUCCAAUGCAGUCUUUCUCAAACACGGUGCAGGAUUCCUCAUCUCUUCUCUCUGCACAAGAGAGAGACAAUCAUCCUUUUGAUUCAAGUGGCAGAGUUGAUGAGAGACCUCAGCGUGAGUAUGAUUCAAGUGACCCUCGUGAUGCAGAUUCACCAGAAAAUUCAAGGCGCAGAGAUGAUCAUUAUUAUGACCAAGACAGAAGGGACCCAUAUUAUGAAGAUGACAGAAGGGAUUACAGGCGAGAACAUGACAGAAGGGAUUAUGGUAGAAGGGAAUAUGACAGAAUGGAAUAUGAAAGGAUGGAGUAUGAUAAUCGUGACAGAAGGGAACUUGAUCGAAGAGAAAGUGACUACAGUAGAAGAGAUUAUGAUUCUAGGGAUUACGACCGAAGGAGAAAUUAUGACAGAAAGGAGAGUUAUGACAACAGGGAUCCUUAUUACGGUUACGGGUCCCCAAGACAAGGAAGAAGGAGUUAUGAUGAUCGUAGAACUUCCAGAGAAGAUUUGUACAGGGGUUCUGACCCUGCAUAUCCUCAUUCAUACCACAGUGGACGCAGCACUCCUUUAUCUGAUAGAAACAGUCCUGCUUAUGACUAUUCAUCACCUUCGUACCCCUCUCAUCAUUACGGCUAUCCAUCAUAUCUUGAUACUCAAUCCAUGGACAUGUACCAGUAUUUAACAAUGUUGUACUAUUACUAUCCACAACAUUAUGAACAGUAUUGUGCCCAGCAGGGAUACUUUAACAUGGGCUAUACCCCAGAGCAGAUGGCUCAGUUCUACAGUGGAACCCAGUACCCUCCUGGUUACCAAAACUCUCAGCCAGAGCAGGCUGCUCAGACUGAAGUCCAAGAAACUGAACCAGCACGUCUGACUCCACAAUUGUACAGAGUCCAACAUCCCUUAGUACGCUUUAGUGGCAACAGGUUGAUCUCCCUCUUAGGCAGUGAGGAAGAAGACGAACAGCCUAAGUGUGUGGUUGCCACAGUUCAGAUGGUGUUUAAGGAAGAACAGAUAAAUCUCAUCAAAGCAUUUCCAGGCCCACUCUCAAGCUUGUACUCAAGUAGAACAGAAGUAAUGGCUUAUUGUGAACAACGGAGUGCUACAACAAACACAUCUGUUGAAGUAGUGAAAUCUCUCAUAUGGAAAAUUCUUGGAAAUCUAGUCAAGCACAGUGGAGCCUUUGUACCAUCUGAUCUGGCUGAAAUCAUCAUGGCAAACUGGCGGACUUCUAAUGCAUCAGAUCAGCACGAGUUUCUAUCUGCUGAGAAUGCCCUGCCAGCUUCUGAGUCUGAAAAGAACAAACAUGUCACAGUUUACAGAGAGAUGCUUUUAGCAGGUGCAACUAAGGAUGCCCUAGAGUACACCAUGAGAUAUGGUUUGUGGGGACAUGCUAUGAUGCUGGCAGGAAAAAUGGAUAAGAAAGUGCAGAAUGAUGUUAUGACAAGGUUCAUGAGGACAAUGACUGAUUUUGAUCCAAUCCGUACAGUUUAAGAUCACCUUUCAGGAAGACAACCUGUUGCACUGAUGACCCCUGAUGACUGGCAACGCAAUCUUGCAGCAAUGGUGGCGAAUCCACCCCGUCAGCAUCCAAAGAGUAACAAGAAGAAUAUCAUUUGUUUAGGAGAUACUCUGAUGGCUAAUGAUCAGGUUUGGGAAGCACACUUAUGCUACCUGUUGGCUUCUGAAAAGUUUGGUUUUCCAUCUGACGAUAAGAUGAAGAUGUCAC